Closterium sp. NIES-65 is the source of this 885-nucleotide messenger RNA. The record is from the annotation of a GenBank genome assembly. NCBI's taxonomy places the organism in Eukaryota, Viridiplantae, Streptophyta, Zygnematophyceae, Desmidiales, Closteriaceae.
AUGGACGUGGACGUGGACAUGGACGUGGACGUGGACAUGGACGUGGACGUGGACGUGGACAUGGACGUGGACGUGGACGUGGACGUGGACGUGGACGUGGACGUGGACGUGGACGUGGACGUGGACGUGGACGUGGACAUGGACGUGGACGUGGACGUGGACAUGGACGUGGACGUGGACGUGGACGUGGACGUGGACGUGGACAUGGACGUGGACGUGGACGUGGACAUGGACGUGGACGUGGACGUGGACAAACGUGGACGUGGACAUGGACGUGGACGUGGACGUGGACGUGGACGUGGACGUGGACGUGGACGUGGACGUGGACGUGACAUGGACGUGGACGUGGACGUGGACGUGGACGUGGACGUGGACGUGGACGUGGACGUGGACGUGGACGUGGACGUGGACGUGGACGUGGACGUGGACGUGGACGUGGACGUGGACGUGGACGUGGACGUGGACGUGGACGUGGACGUGGACGUGGACGUGGACGUGGACGUGGACAUGGACGUGGACGUGGACGUGGACGUGACGUGGACGUGGACGUGGACAUGGACUGGACUUGGACGUGGACGUGGACGUGGACGUGGACGUGGACGUGGACGUGGACGUGGACGUGGACGUGGACGUGGACGGGUGGACGUGGACGUGGACGUGGACGUGGACGUGGACGUGGACGUGGACAUGGACGUGGACAUGGACGUGGACGUGGACGUGGACGUGGACGUGGACGUGGACGUGGACGUGGACGUGGACGUGGACGUGGACGUGGACGUGGACGUGGACGUGGACGUGGACGUGGACAUGGACGUGGACGUGGACGUGGACGUGGACAUGGACGUGGACGUGGACGUGGACGUGGACGUGGACGUGGACACGUGA